CUGGUCAAUUUUGUGUUUGAUUAUAAUUUUAAUUACAAAUUUUUUAUAUUAAUUUAACUUGUGUCCUUGUUUAAAAUGUCUGUGUUUGAUGGAGAGAUCGAGUUUAAAAGCGUGUACAUGGUGGAUUAUGUACGGAAAAAUAAACCCAAGAGUCCUCGCCGGAGAGCUGUCGAUGAUGAUUGCUUGAUCGUGGGCCUCAGCCGUGACUCUCUGAAAGCCCGGGAUCAAACCCGUACCUCUCCUGACGUGCUGUGUCCGGUUGACUUCGAGUAUUAUAAAAACGCUGUUGAGAGGUUCGCAGAAGACCAUCCUCGGGUUGCCAAGAGGUACAUGCAGAAGGAUGUAGACCCCACCCCGAUAGACCAUGAGAUACAGGACCUAAAGCGUACUGAAUACCUCAAUAAAUAUUGCUCGAGGGAGCUUCCCUUUAUGUCAGUGAACCUUGCGCGUCGAGCCCGUGCGCUGCAAACCCUGAGACUACCCGAUGACGUCUACAUCCCUGACACGACCCAGAAAGGAUCCUACCGACAUCCCAAACCCGAGAAGUACGCUGAGCAUCCGUCAGUUAUGAACAUGAAGCCCAAGUUUGACGACUCGUUACAAAAAAAUCUUCGACGUAUUCUGCGCGUGAAUACUGGAGACACAAGUUACGGUGUCAGUCAUGGAUUAUUGGCAAAGAUGGUCUUAGAGAAGAAUCCGUUUGGCCCACCUCGGCAGGAACCCAAAUAUGGACGCUGGAGGAAUCCCUACAUGUAUACUUAUAGAUUAUGAAAUAUUGUUGUAUAAAUUUUGAUCAAAUAAAGUUUUUCGUUUAA
Messenger RNA from Leptidea sinapis, 815 nucleotides. RefSeq lists its product as uncharacterized. The coding region runs from base 76 to 771 and encodes 231 amino acids. The transcript has 5 exons. NCBI's taxonomy places the organism in Eukaryota, Metazoa, Arthropoda, Insecta, Lepidoptera, Pieridae. The record is from RefSeq and is a predicted model, not a curated record.